Molecule: messenger RNA, 1198 nt
Organism: Diospyros lotus (date-plum)
Lineage: Eukaryota; Viridiplantae; Streptophyta; Magnoliopsida; Ericales; Ebenaceae
Product: RPM1-interacting protein 4-like
Exons: 4
Coding region: 266-1036 (256 amino acids)
Source: RefSeq, a predicted model, not a curated record
GGAGGGGGAAGAAGAGUAAACUUUUAGAGAGAGAGAGAGAGGGGGGAGGGAAUGGUCAACUAUGACCGGUGGCGUCUGUCAAUGGUUGAUAAACCCCCUCUCCUUCCAUCUCCCGUCCUCUCUCCUUCUCUCUUUCUUCCCCUUAAUUCGGUCGUUAAAAGUGUUUUUGUGUUGAAAAAUCUGUAUUGGUUUGAUUAAAUUUCCUUAACAAUUCUUCCGUGCCUUCUGAGCUUCCGACUUCAAUUCACCAGCUUGGUGCAGAGAAAUGGCACAACGCUCCCAUGUACCAAAAUUUGGCAACUGGGAAAGCGAAGAGAAUGUUCCUUACACGGUCUACUUUGACAAGGCGAGGAAGGGAAGAACUGGUGGGAAGCUGAUAAACCCAAAUGAUCCCCAAGAGAAUCCAGAUAUCUUGGACAACAUCAAGCCUCCAUCUCAAGCUUCUCCAUCCAGGAGCAGAACUGAACCAGAAGAACCAAUUAGAAGGGAAGCAGCAAAGCCAAGGCUAGCCAGUGGGGAAUAUGGAGAGUUUAGGCAGUCGAGUGGCUCUCCGGCACAUAAUGAUAAUAUGGGACGGAGAGGUACUGGUGAUUCGGCACAACAGCGUCAUGGAGGCCGCGGAUCGAGCUCAGGUCAACCUCAAAGGCGGAGUACUGACCACAGCGUGGACCGGUCACCUCUCCAUCCACAUUAUCAGGCAAAGAUUGUGGCAAAAGGUAGUGCAUCUCCUGCUGCCUCUGAAGGAAGGAACUCAUAUGAUAGCAGCCAUGGUGCUCCUGGAAGAACCAGAAUGAGAGCAGCUAAUCGUGGCGAUGAGACUCCUGAUAGGGGUGCUGCUGUUCCAAAAUUUGGCGAAUGGGAUGAGAACAACCCUUCGUGUGCUGAUGGUUAUACGCACAUUUUCAACAAAGUUCGGGAGGAAAAGCACGGUGGAGCUGGAAAUUCUGUGAGCAAUGAACCUUCUUACACUCCCAUCCGGAGGAAAACCCCAGAUGCUGACACCAAGAUCUGCUGCUUUCCAUGGGUUAGAAAGUAAACCGUUUGAAUUUCUGGAUAUAUGUUGUGAGAGCCAUCGAGACCUGUAUAUAGCUCUGAAGGCUUUGCCUACUCAGGGUUAUCUUUCUUUGUUUCUGUGCUGGUGUGUCUUUAAUGUUGCGAUGACCUUUAAGCUUCUGAUUUAAAGAUUUCUUCUUCCUUU